Sorghum bicolor (sorghum) is the source of this 719-nucleotide messenger RNA. RefSeq lists its product as uncharacterized. Bases 1 to 354 code for a protein of 117 amino acids. The record is from RefSeq and is a predicted model, not a curated record. The transcript is spliced from 3 exons. Lineage: Eukaryota; Viridiplantae; Streptophyta; Magnoliopsida; Poales; Poaceae.
AUGAAGCAGAACCCUAGCCCAAUUAAGCUCCGGGAGGCUCAGAUUUCUCCCCCAAGCACCGGUUCCCCCACCCCCACCCCACGCCGCCACCUCCAGCCCCUCCGGCAACCACUUCACUGCCGCCGCCCCCGCCUCCUCGACGCCCACGACGCCACCCCCAGGGGCCUCCCCAAUGACCGCGCCGCUGCCCCCAGGGGCCUCCCCGCCGACCGCGCCGCCGUCCCAGGGGCCUCGUCGACGACCGCGCUCCUUCCCCAGGGGAUGUAUGUUCCGUCUCAGAAAACUGAUGAUGGGAUGCAAGAACCAAUAGGGUACUGGGUCAUCCCAUGGAAAUGUCGCUUCUGGUUCUCCUGAGCAUUGAAGAUAACAAAGACAACACUAACAUGGACUGAAAUAGUGAAGGGACAGUAAAACCUCUAUUGUGCAAUAAAAAGUGCUCUUCUUUUAUGUUAGAGUGUAUUUGGUAAAACUCCAAGGGACUACAUGUGGAAUGAAAUUAACCUCUCGUGUAGUUAUUAGAAAUCUAGUAUAUAUGUGUUAGAGUGAAAAGGCUUCUGUUAUGUAGUUGGGAUGCAACUUUGGAUUUUGUGUAAGUUAGAAUUGAUGUGUAAACUCUUGAACUAGCAUCAAAUUUUAUCUGGUUUGAACUUGUGAACCAGUCUGAAAUUUAGGGAGUAAAUUUGUUUUUGUCAUGGCUAAUGCAUAUGCUACUGAUUCUA